Hevea brasiliensis (rubber tree) is the source of this 2456-nucleotide messenger RNA. Its product is annotated as phragmoplastin DRP1C. Gene Ontology annotation, molecular function: GTPase activity; GTP binding; microtubule binding. Gene Ontology annotation, cellular component: microtubule; cytoplasm; membrane. Bases 307 to 2163 code for a protein of 618 amino acids. The transcript has 16 exons. Lineage: Eukaryota; Viridiplantae; Streptophyta; Magnoliopsida; Malpighiales; Euphorbiaceae. The record is from RefSeq and is a predicted model, not a curated record.
GGAAAUAUCACGUUUUAACGCCAAAACUUUAACAAAUAUUCAAAUCAAAACCUCCCUGUCUCCUGUUGCUAUUGCAUCAAUGCCAACUCUCCUCCAAACCGUUUUUGCCGUUUACUCUCUCUGUGUUUCAGAUUCUACGUCCACAUCCAAACCAAUCUCCCUCUCUCUUCUGAUCCAAGCACCCAUUAAUUUCUUGAUCCUUGCAUUCCCUUCUUUGAUCUAAAUCGGCUUUCGUCUCAUCUCACAUUUGCUUUUGUACUCUCAACAUAAACAUUUUCUUCAUUUUUAUUAGAUCCCGUUUGAAAAAUGGCCACAAUGGAGAGCUUGAUCGGGUUAGUCAACAGAAUCCAAAGAGCUUGCACUGUCUUAGGCGAUCAUGGAGGUGAAGGCAUGUCCCUCUGGGAAGCUCUUCCUUCUGUUGCUGUUGUUGGUGGCCAGAGUUCUGGGAAAUCUUCAGUGUUGGAAAGCGUGGUGGGGAGAGAUUUCUUGCCUCGUGGAUCUGGUAUUGUUACACGGAGGCCAUUGGUGUUGCAACUUCAUAAGAUAGAGGAUGGGAAAUCUGAAUAUGCAGAAUUUCUUCAUGCACCAAAGAAGAGGUUUACAGAUUUUGCUGCUGUGCGUAAGGAGAUUGCGGAUGAAACUGAUCGUAUUACUGGGAAGUCAAAACAAAUCUCUAAUAUUCCAAUUCACCUGAGUAUAUAUUCUCCAAAUGUUGUCAACUUGACCCUCAUAGAUCUUCCUGGGUUGACAAAGGUUGCUGUAGAGGGCCAGCCAGAGAGUAUAGUUGAAGAUAUUGAAAAUAUGGUCCGUACUUACGUUGAGAAGCCCAACUGCAUUAUAUUGGCCAUUUCUCCUGCCAAUCAAGAUAUUGCCACUUCGGAUGCCAUAAAACUUGCCAGAGAAGUUGAUCCUUCAGGUGAAAGGACAUUUGGUGUGUUGACGAAGCUUGAUCUCAUGGACAAGGGAACCAAUGCUCUGGAUGUUCUUGAAGGAAGGGCAUAUAGGCUGCAACAUCCCUGGGUUGGUAUUGUUAAUCGUUCACAAGCCGAUAUCAACAAGAAUGUUGACAUGAUUGCUGCCCGUCGAAAGGAGCGUGAAUAUUUUGAAACAAGCCCUGAGUAUGGACAUUUGGCAAGUAAAAUGGGAGCAGAGUAUCUUGCCAAACUUUUAUCCAAGCAUUUGGAGACGGUUAUCAGACAGCGGAUACCAAGUAUCAUUGCUUUGAUAAAUAAGACCAUUGAUGAGCUUAAUGCUGAGUUGGACCGCAUUGGCAGACCUAUUGCAGUAGACUCAGGGGCACAACUUUACACAAUCCUAGAAUUGUGUCGUGCUUUUGACCGUGUAUUUAAGGAACACCUGGAUGGAGGGCGUCCUGGUGGGGAUCGAAUAUAUGGGGUCUUUGAUCAUCAACUACCGGCUGCUUUAAAAAAGCUUCCCUUUGAUCGUCAUCUCUCUUUGAAAAAUGUGCAAAAAGUUGUUUCAGAAGCUGAUGGUUAUCAGCCACAUUUAAUUGCUCCAGAACAAGGGUAUAGAAGGCUAAUUGAUGGAUCUAUAAGCUACUUCAAAGGCCCAGCUGAAGCCUCUGUGGAUGCGGUGCACUUCAUUCUGAAGGAACUUGUAAGGAAGUCAAUAGCUGAAACAGAGGAGCUGAAGAGAUUUCCAACUCUUCAAUCUGACAUUGCUGCUGCAGCAAAUGAAGCUUUGGAAAGAUUCCGUGAUGAAAGCAGAAGAACAGUUUUGAGGCUUGUGGACAUGGAGUCUAGCUAUCUUACAGUGGAAUUUUUCCGGAAGAUUCACCUUGAAGGGGAGAAGAACACAAACACAAACUCAAACUCAAAUUCAAAUGCAUCAGGCCCAAAUGCAGACCGUUUUGCUGAUUAUCAUUUCAGGAAGAUUGGAUCAAAUGUCAAUGCUUAUAUUGGUAUGGUUUGUGAUACACUAAAGAAUUCUAUUCCCAAAGCCGUAGUUUAUUGUCAAGUCCGAGAGGCUAAGAGAUCUCUUCUCAAUCAGUUCUACGCACAAGUUGGGAGAAGGGAGAAGGAGCGACUUGGUGCGAUGUUGGAUGAGGAUCCGCAACUCAUGGAAAAAAGAGCAGCCAUAGCAAAAAGGCUUGAAUUAUACAAGUCAGCCAGGGAUGAGAUUGAUUCAGUGGCAUGGAAAUGAUAGAGUUACUUCCUCACAAGAUUCAGUAAAUUCAUAUUUUUAGUUUCCUUUUUCUUUUUCCAAUUUUUAGGCUAGAUGACAACCAGAUUGCCUUUUUUUUUUUUGUUUGAUAAUUGAUUAAGCUCUAUAAAGUAUACAAGCACGGUAUGGUAAUAUAUUUCUUUCAUUGAUUUUUGCCCAUAUUAAUUGGAUAUCAAAUUGUUCCUUGAAAUAACACAGUGAUCAUAAUGCGUUUAGAGCAUGUUUGGUUCUUUUUAUUAAUAGAAUAGAUUGGGAAUGCAAUUGGAUGUCUA